Molecule: messenger RNA, 1479 nt
Organism: Pelagomonas calceolata
Lineage: Eukaryota; Pelagophyceae; Pelagomonadales; Pelagomonadaceae
Source: the annotation of a GenBank genome assembly
AUGCCCCUCGACUCGCUCCAAACCCUCUUCCCGAUGCCGCCGCCGCGGCACAACAGGAAGCGCAAGCGCCGUCGGCAAAAGCGCACGGUGCCCUGUUUGCCUGGGCUCGAGACGACGGCCCCGGCGCCGGAGGCGCCGCCGCCGCCGCCGGUGGACCCGUUCACGAAGGAGUACCGCCGCGAGGCCGCGCGCGCCCACGCGCGCGAGGCGGGCGAGGGCGCGGGCGAGGGCGCCUUCGCCGCCCACGACGAGCGGCCGCGGCGCGCGCCGUUCGUCGUCGUCAAGAAGCGCGCCUGCGGCACGGCGCGCGAGAAAUGCAUGAUGCGGCCGCGCGAGGAGGCGGACUGCGGGCCGACGCGGUUCGCCGUGGGCGAUUACCUCGGCCACGGCGCGUCCGGCGCCGUCUUCGCCGUCGUCGUCGCGAACGACGCCGGCGAGGCGCUCGGGCCCGGCGCGCGCGUCGAGGCGCGCUACCAGCGCGGCGACCGGUGGUAUCCGGGCACCGUGCAGGCCGCGUCCGGCCCGGCCGGCGUCGCCGUGGCGUACGACGACGGCGACUUCGAGGACGCCGUCGCGCGCGCCGACGUGCGGCCGCUGGCGCCCGAGGUCGCCCUCAAGGUCGCGCGCCGCGCGGCCGCCGACGACCUCGAGGCCGAGGCGGCGCUCGCGGCGGCGGUGCGCGCGCGGGCGCCGCCGCGCCCCGCCGCGCUCGGGACCAUCGUCGAGCCGCUCGCCACCUGGCGCUGGUGCGACGCGGCCGCCCUCGCCGCGGCGCGCCUCGGGCCGACGGUCUCCGACGUGCUCCGCCGCGGCGGCGAGCGCGCGGGCGAGCGGCCGCCCGAGCCCGUCGCGCUCCUCCUGGCCGCGGGCGUCAUGGAGGCCGUCCUGUCGUGCCACGAGGCGGGCGUGCUCCACUGCGACGUCAAGCCCGACAACUUCCUGCUCCGGGCGCCCGCCGCCGGCGCCGCCGGCGCCGCCGCGGCCGGCGACCGCGACGCGCCCGCGGCGGUGGAGGCGGCGCGGCGCGGCCACGGCCUCGUCCUCACGGACUUCGGGCGCGGCGUCGACCGGCGGCGCCACCGCGCGGGAACCCAGUUCUCCACGGCGCUCGACCACGCGCACCUCGCGGCCUUCGAGUGGCCGCCCGCGCGCGCGGACCGGCGGCGCGCUCCGCGCCCGCGCGCGCCCUGGGUCCAUGAAAUCGACACGUACGCCGUGGGCGUGUGCCUCCACCUCAUCGCGACGGGCGCCUGGCCCACGCGCGACGGGCGCCGGCAGGGCACGCCGCCGCGCGCGUGGGACCGCGACCUCUGGACGUCGUUGAUCGACGCCCACCUCCACACGGACCCCGACGCGGGCGCGCCGAGCCUCGCCAGGCGCCGCGCGUUCGUCGCCGCCACGCGCGCCGCGCUCGACGCCCGCCGCUUCGAAGACCUCGACGCGGAGCUGCGUCGCUGGUGCCGCCGCGCGGCCGGGUAA